Molecule: messenger RNA, 2948 nt
Organism: Pelagomonas calceolata
Lineage: Eukaryota; Pelagophyceae; Pelagomonadales; Pelagomonadaceae
Source: the annotation of a GenBank genome assembly
AUGGGCAAAGGCGGCGCCCUACGAGCAGGCCUCAACGGCCGCUUUAAUGUGGGAGGCCGCGUCUCCGUCUUCCAAAUACUGUCGAGAGGCAGCGCUGCUCGGCGCGUUGUAGCCGUCGGCGUCUUGUUGCUCACGCUGGACGUUAUCCUGAGUGCAGCGGCGCAGUGGCUGGCGGCCGGCCGACGCAUUCAUUUCUCGUACAGCCUGCGCCACGACGCCAGCGAUAUAGUCGGCCUGGCGCUCUUACGCGUGCUGGUGCUGCCCACGUUGGCCACUGUCGCGCACCGAUCGUGGCACGCGGUCUCGCGCUACUCGGCGCGCGAGGAUGGCUACGAACGUCUAAAUGAUGACAAUGAGCUCGGCUUACGCAAGGCGAAGGCGGACUUAAGGCGAGAUCUGUGGCUGGGGUUCUUGUUCGUGGUGGCGUCGGUGUGCCAGGGCUACGUCGGCGUCAAGCUGUGCGUCUACGAUCUGGAGGACGUCCCACAGGAGCGACGAGCGGCAUGUGUCAGCGUGUAUUCGUGCCUUCGACUGCUCGACGGCGUGACUCUCCCCCACGCCAUCGCCGCGACUCACAAAAUGCAAAACACAGGCCUUCGCCGUCUGCGUCGGCCUCACGACUCUACUCAUAAAUGCGGAGGCGUGGCUCCUCAGCAACCUCGUCCAGUCGCAGACGCGGGUGCUGGCGGCGCUGCGACCCUCGCUGCACGCGCACGCGCUCGAGCUCAGUCAGACGACGUCGAACUGGUGUGACAUCUGUGGGAUUCGUAUCACGACGCCGACGCUGUGGCGCUGCCAUCCAUGCAACUUCGACGUCUGCCCGAAGUGCUGGGAGGCGCGCGACGAGACCACGGCGUCGCCGCUCCACCAAGACGGCGCGCAGAACGGGCGCGGCCGGGGCCGCGGACGCGGAGGCGGCGGCCGGGGCCGUGGCCGUGGCCGGGGCCGGGGCCGCGGCGGCGGGCGUCCGAGCCCGGCGCAGCAGGCCGAGGUCGAGAUUACGAACUGGGACAUCGUGCGCGAGGCGGCGAAGCUCAUGCGUCCCUCCUGGUGGCUCGUGGCAACGGCGCUGGCCUGCGUUGUCGCGUCGGGCGUCGCGAGCCUGGCGCUGCCGUCGUACCAGGGCAAGAUCAUCGACGCCGUCUACGCUCGAGAUCGGAGCCGCUUCCGCAAGAUGCUCGAGCUCUACCUCGUCUUCUCGGUGGGCACGGCGGCGACGCAGGCCCUGCGGGCGCUCUGCUUCCAGGUCGUCGGCCGGCGCCUCGCGUGCGCGCUGCGGAACGAGCUGUAUGCCGCCAUCUUGAGGGCGGAGAUCAGCUACUUCGACUCGACGGCGAGCGGCACGCUCACGAGCCGCCUGACGCAGGACGUCCGCCGCGGCGUCGAAUUUCUGCUCGACGGCGUGGGCGUCGACCCGGUCGAUGGCCACACAGGUCAAUCAGAUGACAUUUCCUUUGACGACAUUGCUCGGGUCGCUCGUCGCUGCGGUUAUCUCGCUCAUCGGCGGCGUCGCGAUGGCGUUCUACACGUCGUGGCGCCUCUCCAUGCUCGCCUUCACGACGGUGGGACCGAUCGUGCACGUGACCCAGGCUUAUGCCCAGUGGUCCAGAGAUCAGAAUCGACGGAUCCUAGCCCAUCUCGGUGAGGCAAAUGCCGCGGCCACUGAGGCGUUAGCGAACGUGCGUACCGUGAAAGCGAUGGCUACUGAAGAUCGCGAGGCGAAGCGCUAUGCCGACCACACGAUGGCCGCGCGAGACCGCGGUAUUAUCGACGCCUGCCUGAACGCGCUGACGUCUAUCCUCACGAAUAUUCUCGAUUACGGCUCGGGCUGGCUGAUUCUCUUCUACGGGGGCGCGGAGGCCAUGAGAAAAGGCUCUGGCCUCUCGGCGGGCGAGCUCGUCACCUACCAGCUCUACUUUAACAAGAUCCAGUCGUCCUACAACCAGCUCGUGAAUUUGCUCUCGUCAUUUACACGUGCGGGCGGUGCCGCGCAGCGUGUCUUGGGCCUUUUGAAGGCCAUGCCGUCGACGGACGCGGGCGGUGACGCUCCACAGGGCGGCGGUCGCGGCGCGGCUUUAGCCUACGACGACGUGCACUUCACCUACGCGUCGCGGCCCGACGCCCCCGUGCUCAAGGGUCUGAGCCUCGACAUUCCGGCGGGGUCGACGCUCGCCUUAGUUGGCCGCUCCGGCGCGGGCAAGACGACGGCGCUCAACCUCCUGCUGCGGUUCUACGACCCGAGCCGCGGCCAGAUCACGAUCGACGGCGUGCCUUUACCGCAGCUCGACGUGCGCUUGCUGCGACGACAAUUUGGUGUUGUCGCGCAGGACACGGAAUUAUUUGAUACGACGAUUUCCGAUAAUAUAGCGUACGGCGCAGCGGCGGGCGUGGGCGACGGGGAGGUGCGCGAGGCCGCCGAGGCGGCUUUGGCUCACGAGUUCGUUCAGGCCUUUCCUAGAGGUUACGACACGCGGGUCGGAGAACGCGGCGUCCGGAUUUCCGGCGGACAGAAGCAAAGGAUAUCGAUAGCUCGCGCGUUCCUGAGAGAUCCGCGAGUGCUCUUAUUAGAUGAGGCUACGAGCGCAUUAGAUGCGGAGAGCGAGAGCAAGGUCCAGGCCUCGCUCGACGCGCUCGUGGCGCGCGCGUCGGCGACGGUCGUGCUCGUGGCCCAUCGGCUCUCCACCGUCCGCAAUGCGGACUGCAUUGCAGUCCUCGGCGAGGCCGGCGUCGUGACCGAGCGCGGGACGCACGAUGAACUCGUGGCGAGGGACGGCGUUUAUGCAGCGCUCGUGCGAAGGCAGCUCCAGACGUCCGCGAAUCAAAUCACCGAGGCCCAGGUCGACGCCGCGGCGCAGGAGGUCGAAGUCGAGGCCGCCAUUGAUGAGCUCACGCCGGUCAGGGCCUCGACGCCCCCGAAGUAGAAUGUGUAAUUGUAUUACGUUGUAAAA